UGUUCGCCGAGAUGUGUGGGGGAAAGGACCACGUUGCUACGUUCCUCGCGCGCCUCGAGAAGCGUGGCGUGGAUCCGUCGUCGCUCGCUUGCCUCCCGACCUACCAGAAACUCCUGCAGAAGAGGAGUGCCGCGGCCCUCAGUGUCCACGAGAGUAAUGGUGUGACAAACACGAAGAAGAGAGCCAACAAAGAGGGCCACCAGAGUGCCAACUGGGAGGGGGGCGAAGGCAAGAGCGCCCGGGCACGUGGGCCGUGGGUGGCACUGGUGCUCGGUAUUGUCAGUGCGAUCGUGGGCACGGUUUACCACUACGAACUGCAUACUCAAAAUGGAUUUACGAAAUUUUGGCUUCGCUGGGAGAACAUUGAUCUUCACGCUGAACAGUGUACCAUCGACAUGCCGGCCAGUCUCCAGGACAUGUUUCGGCCGCCUGUGCAGUGUGACAUGUGCAGACAAGUGACUCAUGUCGAGCGCGUCCAUUCAGUCACACCUCAGCUUUUCGAGGAGAGGUACGCUUACACCGGCCGUCCUGUGGUCAUAACAGACGGGCAGAGGAACUGGUCGGCGCCACACGUGUUCUCCUUCGAGUUCUUCAAGUCGAUCUACGCCGACGACUCUCCUGUUCUCGAGAACUUUGAACGCGACUGCCAAUUCUUCCCGUACCAGACCGAGUUCAGGAACCUCCGUCACGUGUUCAACAUGACAGCGGACAGAGUGAACAUGCGCGGGGAACCGUGGUACAUUGGAUGGAGUAACUGCGACUCGUCCGCAGCGAAUAUCCUGCGGGAUCACUACGAGAGGCCCUACUUCCUUCCCCAGGCCGCCGAGUCCUCCAAGACGGAUUGGAUCUUCAUGGGCACUCCGGGAUACGGCGCCCAUAUGCAUAUAGACCACGUGGGGAAUCCCUCUUGGCAGGCACAGAUCCGCGGCAGGAAGCUGUGGACUCUGGAACCCCCUCCAGAGUGCUACUUCCAGUGCAUUCCUAUGGAGGUCGUGGUGGAGCCGGGAGAGAUAAUCGUUCUUGACACCAACAUCUGGUACCACAAGACCCUGAUCGUCUCCGAAGAGCUCAGUAUCACGAUUGGCUCUGAAUACGAUUAGAACCAAGAAGGAAUGCCGUGUGAUGGAACUGCAAUACGUUGAGGAAGGGAGGAAGAGAAGACGAGAAUAAGGCGAGGAGGAAGAGGAGACGAGAAGAUGAAGGGAGGAAGGCGAAAGGAAGAAAGGAAGAAGUAGAAGAGACGAGAAUUUGAAGAAGGAAGGUUUUUUUUGCGUGAAGAAGGUGAUAUAUGAAAGGAUGGAAAGAAAUGACGAGACGUAGAUAAUAAUAAUAAUAAUAA
Molecule: messenger RNA, 1339 nt
Organism: Penaeus monodon (black tiger shrimp)
Lineage: Eukaryota; Metazoa; Arthropoda; Malacostraca; Decapoda; Penaeidae
Exons: 6
Coding region: 12-1100 (362 amino acids)
Source: RefSeq, a predicted model, not a curated record